Clonostachys solani is the source of this 1410-nucleotide messenger RNA. The record is from the annotation of a GenBank genome assembly. Lineage: Eukaryota; Fungi; Ascomycota; Sordariomycetes; Hypocreales; Bionectriaceae.
AUGUCCGAGGGGACAAUAAUUCUUUGGCCGAGCUCACGAAGCUGCCUUCUUGUGGCGUACGCCAAUUCAAUCCUCCAUCGCAACGCCUUCGAUAACUUUCAAAGACCUAACUCAUCAACAGCUCGAUUGCUUCACGACUACUAUUCCGAAUACAACAUGCAGCCCGGCAGACCUAAGUUGCAUCUGCACCGAUUCGACUUUCCAAACCUUAGCAUCUCAGUGUAUACAAAGCAAGUGUACGAAAUCAACAAGAUCGAAGACGAAGCCUGCGAUCGACCUACUCGAAGCCGGAAAGGCUUUCUAUUGAUACCCCUGGCGGCCGAGAUACCUGCUUGGGCAUGUCCUUGGAUCCAGCUUUAUUCAAGGUUAACCACCAGUAACAGAUUAGAGAUUGAUGACUGGAUAGUAAUGGCUGUUGGAGCUCUAUACAGCGCAUUCUUGGUGCUAGGACAAUACGUUGGUCAAAGGUCUUUUGGUGUUGACAUAUGGACUUUGGAUCCAGAUGCCUUAACCAUGUCAUUCAAGUUAUUCUACGUAAAUGAGUCCUUCUACGUAGUAACUUUGUGCUUAUGCAAAGUUUCUAUACUCUUCUUAUACCUCCGAAUUUUUCCCAGUCAACAAUUUCGCUUAGCCGUAAAUGGUGCCUUACUGUUGACGAUCCUACCUACCGUCGUAAUUAUGUUUCUACAAAUAUUCCAGUGCAUUCCGAUUGCAUACAUCUGGGAGGGCUGGCAGAAACCAAAUUACGUCGGCUACUGUUUGAACCUCAACCAUCUGACCUUCAUCUCAACUGGGUUCAGCAUCGUCCAAGAUUUAGUCAUUCUUAUCCUCCCUCUUCCUUCUUUAUUCCAGCUCAACAUUAAGAUUCGGGACAAGAUUGGGUUGGUCUUCAUGUUCAGCCUCGGCCUCUUCGUCACGGCCAUCUCGUGUCUCCGGACGCUUUACAUCAUAAAGUUCGACCGCUCCAACACCAACCCCACAUGGGAGUACGUCGAUCUCAUAGUUUGGACCGGCCUUGAGGUAGCCGUUACCAUCAUUGUGGCGUGCGUACCAGCCAUUUGGGUUCUCCUGAAGCGGUCCGUCCCGUGGCUUGCUGGCUCGGGUGGCAGCGGAUACAUGAAGACAGGGAGUGGGACAGAUAUCGAUCCCGUGGGCCAGAAGAAACCAAUAACGAAGGGCGACAUACGACAUAUGGUUCUCCUCCAUGAUAAUCAUGAUGGGAAAGAAGGCGGAGCAAUGGCUGAGUUGGCACCGCCGCCACCGGCAGCACAUUCCGCUAAGAAGAUAUGGAAGCUCCCCGACUUUGGGCUCUGGUAUUUUGGCUAUGAAUCGGCCAAAGAGCAUUGGUACGAACACGAUUGGGUCGCGUUUAUCGAGCUACCACGAAAACAAUCCUUUUUGAAGGCUUGA